This is a messenger RNA of Gadus macrocephalus (Pacific cod), 821 nucleotides long. RefSeq names its product guanine nucleotide binding protein (G protein), gamma 13a (gene gng13a). The record is from RefSeq and is a predicted model, not a curated record. Gene Ontology annotation, biological process: phospholipase C-activating G protein-coupled receptor signaling pathway; sensory perception of taste. Gene Ontology annotation, cellular component: heterotrimeric G-protein complex. The transcript is spliced from 3 exons. Gene Ontology annotation, molecular function: G-protein beta-subunit binding. Bases 292 to 495 code for a protein of 67 amino acids. Lineage: Eukaryota; Metazoa; Chordata; Actinopteri; Gadiformes; Gadidae.
UUUGACUAACAAACCAACCCGGCUCCAGUUGCCGCCCUGCGCCUCCCCCCUCCAGUCGCUACAAAAGACGAGCGCAAGGGAGUGCCUACAGCCAGACAACUAGGACCUCCUGCACUGCCCAGCGAUAGUGUACCAGUGUAGAGCGGAAAAUCCCACGGAAACGAGAUUGUACACAAGCUCUUUAGUCUGCUCACUCGCUAGUGUCCCAGAUUUUGUCCUCCAUCACUCGGCUGACGGGAAAAUCGAGCGGCGCAGAACAGCGGACUACUUGCCUACAGGCCUAACGGCACCAUGGACGAGUUAGACGUACCACAGAUGAAGAGGGAGGUGGAGAGUCUUCAGUAUCAGCUGGCAAUCAACAGAGAAAAGUCCUCAAUCACUGUCACAGAGCUUGUGAAGUGGAUUGAGGGCUGUGUGUGUGACGAUCCAUUUCUGAACCCAGAGCUGAUGAGGGCCAACCCCUGGGUGGAGAAGGGAAAGUGUGUGAUCCUCUAAGGGGCGAUGCAGAUGCACGCAAAUAUUAUCACGGAUGCACACCUAACGACCCCCCCCCCCACACACACACACACACACUUUCACGAUGCACUUCCUCAUUCUCUUACACUGCUAUGAUUAUUAUAAAUAUUUAUUUGGACUCCCACGAAUGCUUUUUUAAUUUAUGCUGAGGACUGGCAGACGACCUGGCUGUAUGUGUGAGUGUAGAGCGGUGCGUAGCUUUCUAGACGUUUGCGUAGUUAUGGACCCACUGAGCGAUGUUAUCAAUCAAGGUUUUUAUUGGCUGUUUGUACUGUCAAUCAAAAUAAACACUGUUUUGAACUGAA